Sabethes cyaneus is the source of this 2931-nucleotide messenger RNA. RefSeq names its product NADP-dependent malic enzyme-like. The coding region runs from base 276 to 2138 and encodes 620 amino acids. Gene Ontology annotation, molecular function: malate dehydrogenase (decarboxylating) (NAD+) activity; NAD binding; malate dehydrogenase (decarboxylating) (NADP+) activity. Lineage: Eukaryota; Metazoa; Arthropoda; Insecta; Diptera; Culicidae. Gene Ontology annotation, cellular component: mitochondrion. The record is from RefSeq and is a predicted model, not a curated record. Gene Ontology annotation, biological process: pyruvate metabolic process; malate metabolic process. The transcript has 4 exons.
GACAAAGCCAGUGAGUGAGUUUGGUUCGAUUUUCGGGUAUCGCGGUAGUGAAAUUCUGUAGUGAAUUUCUUGUCCUUGUUCGUCGUGAACCGUGUGUCGGUUUGGCCCAGCAAGCUAGCGGGUUUUACGGUUUCGGUGUGGUUCCGGCAGCACACGUUGCGUAAAAUCAAUCCGGAUACGGUCGCACCUGGAGUGUGACAGAACUUUGACCUGAACGAAAACAGCAACCGAGCAAAUUUUUGCCAAGGAAAAUCUAGGACGAAAACCCAGGAAAAAUGCUAGCACGACAGGUUAUCCUGAACGGUGCCUCGAAUGCCCUGAAAAGCAUCUCGUCGGCGGCCACCUCGUCGCCGAAGAAGACCCUUGCGAAGGCGGCCGCCUCGGUAAUGGCACGCGAGUACCACGAGGUCACCGGUGACAUCAUCGUACCGUCGAUGGUGAUGGGCAUCGACCAUCUGCGUGAUCCUCGGCUGAACAAGGGCCUAGCCUUCACCCUGGAGGAACGGCAAAUCCUGGGCAUUCACGGAUUGCAACCGGCUCGCUUCAAGACCCAGGAGGAACAACUGGAACUGUGUCGGAUCUCGAUCUCACGCUACCAGGAGGAUCUGAACAAGUAUCUGUAUCUGGUAGAUCUACAGGACCGAAACGAAAAACUCUACUUCAGGUUGAUCUCGGAGGACGUGGAGAAAAUGAUGCCGAUCGUCUAUACGCCGACGGUUGGGUUGGCCUGUCAGAAGUUCGGUUUGAUCUAUCGACGACCUCGUGGGCUGUUCGUGACGAUCAACGAUCGAGGUCACGUAUACGAUGUGCUGCGGAAUUGGCCAGAACCGGAUGUGCGAGCUAUCGUGGUAACCGAUGGGGAGCGUAUUUUGGGUUUGGGAGACUUGGGAGCCUGUGGAAUGGGCAUUCCAGUCGGUAAGCUAGCUCUCUACACCGCAUUAGCCGGCAUCCCACCGCAUCAGUGUCUGCCGAUUGUGAUUGACGUCGGUACUAAUAACCAGAGCCUGCUAGAGGAUCCCCUCUACAUUGGACUACGGCAUAAGCGUGUGCAAGGUAAAGAGUAUGACGAAUUCAUUGAUGAAUUUAUGCAGGCUGUUGUGAAGCGAUACGGACAAAAUACCCUAAUUCAGUUCGAGGACUUCGGUAACCACAAUGCCUUCCGGUUUCUGGACAAAUACCGGGACACGUACUGUACGUUCAACGACGACAUCCAGGGAACAGCUUCGGUUGCAGUAGCCGGUCUACUGGCCUCGAAGCGCGUCACCGGGAGGAAAAUCUCGGAGAAUACGUUCCUGUUCCUAGGGGCAGGUGAGGCGGCGAUCGGUAUUGCCGACCUGGUGGUGAAGGCUAUGCAAGCAGAGGGUUGCAGUUUGCAGGAGGCCCGUGACAAGAUUUGGCUGUUCGACAUCGACGGCUUGUUGGCGAAAAAUCGCCCCGAGGGUCACAUGGGUGGUCAUAAGGCAUUCUACGUUAAGGAUCAUCGACCGGUGAAGAAUUUCGCCGAAGUGGUCAACGAGGUGAAGCCGUCUGUGCUGAUUGGUGCUUCGGCCGCUGGUGGUGCCUUUACGCCGGAGAUUCUUAAAGCGAUGGGCAAGAAUAAUGAUCGUCCUAUCAUUUUCGCACUGUCCAAUCCCACUUCCAAGGCCGAAUGUACAGCGCAAGCUGCCUACGAUAAUACCGAGGGUCGUUGCAUUUUUGCUUCGGGUUCGCCGUUCCCACCGGUUCAGUACGGAGGUAAAACUUUCUACACCGGUCAGGGUAACAAUGCGUACAUUUUCCCAGGAGUAGCUCUGGGCGUCAUUGUCACCGGAACGCAUCAUAUCCCGGAGGAUAUGUUUUUGAUUGCUGCCCAGGCUGUCGCCGACCAGGUUGCACAGGAAGAUCUUGACAAGGGUUCUCUUUAUCCUCCCCUAGGAGCCAUUCGUGAAUGUUCCCUUGACAUAGCGGUUGGAGUGACCAAGUUUGCGUAUCAAAAAGGUCUUGCAUCCACCUAUCCGGAACCAGAGGACAAGCUGUCCUACAUUAAGUCCCACUUGUAUAAUUUCAACUACGAAACUGCCAUGCCGGUCACCUGGAAGUGGCCCGACCAGAAGGAAGUUAAGACUCGCCCGAUCACGCCGACUAAAUUGCAAGCCUGAGAUUUACCUCAGCUGUAAGCAGCAGCCCAGUAUUUUAAAAUCAUUUCGUAUCCUGACGGUAGUUUACGUUAAAAUCUUAUUUAUUUUUAUACGAAACAAGCAAAAAGCUCAACAACAAGAUUAUGAUUUCUUUUUAAUUAUUUUAAAAGUUGAACAAAAGGUAAACUUUGGUUUUAAAACAUACGGUUGAGAUCACCCAAUUAAAUUAGGCUUUGUUUCUCGAAUGUGAUACCAAGCAGCACUGCUGUGACAGCAGUUUAGAAGAAUGAACACUCAUUCGCAGUGUUGAUAGAACGAUUAAAUCUCAUCACCACCCGCUGAAAGCUGAAUUAAUAGAUAAAUAUCAUCAAUCGACGUUCCUUAUCACCCUAAUAAUAUUACGCGCACUUCUGCCGCAAGCAAGCAAACUGCAACAUUUUCGCUCUCGGACUGCCGGAGGUCGGAGAACAACUAGCAACGGUUACGGACGAGCACUUGUAGUAGCGUAGUCUUAGCAUAGAGUAGCUUUCACUUAAUUGCAUGAUUAAAGUUAAAAUUAACCAACAAUAAAAUACGAGCAGUGUUUAGGAUGCAGAGUUAUUGAAAUUUCGAUUUUUUUUAAAAAUAGUGAAACAAAUAUCAACUCAUGCCGUUGCAGAUGUGUGUGUAUAUGUUAAAAGUAAUGCAGCGGAUAAAAAAACUCCUACCGAGGACAGAAACUUUAAAAUAAAUUAUAAAUAUAAUCGAGUGUAGAUUUUUCUGUUGAUCCACAAAAGAGAGGGAUUCUGGUUUGUGACCAUCCGAAAAAAAUCGU